AGCGCUCCGCUCCAGCCAUCGCAUUGGCCGGGAGCGACGUCUCUCCGGGGGAUUAUCCGUGUCCGCGUAGGUCGGUGACGGUGCGCAGCGCUGAGCCGAGCGGGGCCGUGAGGGGAAGUCGAGCAUUUAAAAACCGCCCAGGGAAGACACCGCGCGAACGGGGGCUAGUUUUGUCUUUCUUUUUUUUUAAAUUUUUAAUUCCUCUGCUGCCUCCCGCCCUCCUUCCCUCCUCGUCCCUGGUUCACUCCACGAUGCAGCGCCGGUUUACCUGAGCAAGUGUUUUUUUCUCUUUUUUUUCUUUCCCUUUCUUAUUCCCACCAAACGAGGACCUGGCUGUGACUUUUCUUUUUUUAAAAUUUUUAAUUUAACGUAAUUAAAAUUUCCGCGUAGGACCGCUGCUGCCAACCCGAAACAAACAGCGGGACUCCUGCUUGUGUUCGACUCGAGAGAGGAGCGAGGUAACGUAGGCAGGCUUUGCUCUGGGAUACAUCUCCGCCCGCUUGUUUACAUGUUGUAAUUGGAUUUUCCAUCCAUCAGCAGCAGCAGCAGCAGCAGAUCAGGGGAUCCCCUCCAUCCUCCUUCCUCUUGUUCCUCCUUCUCCCGUUUUUUUUCUUUUCUUGCCGGCUCGUCCAGGUUUGAGAAAGGAGAAGAUGGGGCUACCUGCUCUGGAGUUCAGUGACUGCUACCUGGACAGCCCGCAGUUUAGGGAGAGACUCAAGUCCCACGAGCUGGAGCUGGACAAGACCAACAAGUUCAUCAAGGAGCUGAUCAAGGACGGGAAGGCGCUGAUCCAGGCUCUCAAAAGUCUGUCGACAGCCAAGAGGAAGUUUGCCGACUCUCUCAACGAGUUUAAAUUCCAGUGUAUCGGAGACGCUGAGACGGAUGAUGAGAUAUGCAUCGCCAAGUCUCUUCAGGAGUUUGCUACAGUCCUUCAGAACCUGGAGGACGAGAGGACACGCAUGAUCGAAAACGCCAGCGACGUGCUGAUCAUGCCUCUGGAGAGGUUCAGGAAAGAACAGAUCAGCGCAGCCAAGGAAGCAAGGAAAAAGUACGACAAAGAGACCGAGAAGUAUUGCGCAGUGCUGGAGAAACACCUCAGCCUAUCGGCUAAAAAGAAGGAGUCCCAUCUGCAUGAGGCGGACAACCAGGUUGAUAACGUGCGGCAGCAUUUCUACGAGGUGUCCCUGGAGUACGUCUUCAAGGUGCAGGAGGUCCAAGAGAGGAAGAUGUUUGACUUUGUGGAACCCCUGUUGGCGUUCCUCCAAGGCCUGUUCACCUACUAUCACCACGGCUACGAGCUGGCAAAGGACUUCAACCACUUCAAGACUGAUCUCACCAUCAGCAUACAGAAUACGAGGAACCGCUUCGAGAGCACGCGGUCAGAGGUGGAGGGCCUCAUGAGGAAGAUGAAGGAGAACCCGCAUGAACACAAGAGUGUCAGCCAGCACACCAUGGAGGGAUACCUGUUUGUGCAGGAGAAGCGCUCUUUUGUAUCUACCUGGGUGAAGUACUACUGUACGUACCACCGUGAGCCCAAGAGGGUCACCAUGGUCUUGUUUGACCCUAAAUCUGGAGGGAAAACGGGAGAAGAGGACAGUUUCACCCUCAAGUCUUGCACCAGGAGGAAGUCGGACUCGAUUGAAAAGAGGUUCUGCUUUGAUGUGGAGGCUCUGGACAGGGCGGGGGUGAUCACCAUGCAGGCGCUGUCAGAAGAAGACCGCAGGUUGUGGAUGGAGGCCAUGGACGGCAGGGAACCGGUAUACAAUCUGAACAGAGACAACCAGGCAGAAGGCCAGGCUCAGCUGGACGUGACCGGGUUCAACGUGAUGAAAAAGUUUUUUCAUGCGGUGGAGACUCGAGGUAUCGAUGAUCAGGGCUUGUACAGAAUUGUUGGUGUCAGCUCCAGAGUACAAAAACUGCUUGGUCUCGCUAUGGAUCCCAAGACCUGUGCUGACGUGGAGCUGGAAAACCCAGAGUGGGAGAUCAAAACUAUCACGAGUGCUAUCAAGCACUAUCUCAGAGUGCUGCCCGGGCCUCUCAUGACGUACCAGUACCAGAGGAGCUUCAUCAAAGCUGCAAAGCUGGACAACCAAGAGGCUCGGGUGACGGAGGUCCACGCCCUGGUGCACCGGCUGCCGGAAAAGAACAGACAGAUGCUGGAGCUGCUGAUGAAACAUCUGGCCACUGUGGCCAGUCAUCACCAUCAGAACCUGAUGACCAUCGCCAACCUGGGCGUGGUCUUCGGGCCAACGCUGCUCCGCCCGCAGGAGGAGACGGUCGCGGCCAUCAUGGACAUCAAGUUCCAGAACAUUGUGGUGGAGAUCCUCAUUGAGCACCACGAGAAGAUUUUCCGAGACGUGCCGGUUUCGGCGGGCGGCGCCACCAGCCUGCAGCUCAACCCGUCCAGGCGGAGAAGCACGGACAGCAAAGCCCCGUCCUGCAGCGAAAGGCCCCUCACACUUUUCCACACGCCAACACAUUCCCAGAAAGGUGAAAAGAGGAGGAACAGCGUCGCCACGGCGGCUGAACCGCAGCAGCCGGUGGCCUCGUCCACCAACUGCAGCAACAACGGCAGCAACAACAGCAGCAGCAGCAACAGCAACAGCAGCAGCGGCCAAAGCCAAGGCCGGACCCCGAGGCACAGCCUGACCAGCAACGACGGGGAGCAGGACGCCCGUGCCAUCCGGCCCAGCUCACUGCUGAACCCAAAGAGUCGUGGCAGCACACCGGCCAACGCCACGUCCCCCAGCCCCACCUCGCCGCGCUCCCCCUCCUGGCCCAUGUUCUCCGCCCCGUCCAGUCCGGGGCCGACUUCCUCCGCCUCCAGCGACUCCUCCCCCGUCAGCGCGGCGGCGGGCAGGAAGGCGCGAGCGCUCUACGCCUGCAAGGCCGAGCAUAACUCCGAGCUGUCCUUCAUCGCCGGGACCAUCUUCGAAAACGUUCACGGCUCCCGGGAGCCCGGCUGGUUGGAAGGGACUCUGGAUGGCCGGACGGGAUUGAUACCACAAAACUAUGUUGAGUUUUUGUAGUUCAGGACCAAAAACCGACUGGCGUAACAAAACUGGACUGGAUGGGUUUGACUGCACAAGACUGAACCAACUAUUAGACGUUGUAUUAUUAUUAUUAUUAUUAAGGCCUGGACCGCUGCGGCCUCGCAUGUCCCCCGGAAAAGGGACAAAGCAGAGAGAUAUGAAGCGGGACCAAAGGAGAGACUCAUGAAUUGCACUGGAGAAGAAGAAGAAGAAGAAGAAGAAGAGUCCCGGGGUGUUUGGCUGAAGGCUAACCAAUCACAAACAUCCAAUUGAUCACCAGGCCAUUGGAGGGAAUCUGGUGUAUAAAUGAGUGGAUGUUUCUGGGAUCUAAAGGCUUUUCAGCUCCUGCUUUAUUACUUCAAACUGCACUGCUUCAGAAUCCAGGAAUAGAAAAGCUUCUUUGCGGGGGGGGGGGGGGGGUUCACUGAUUUCCCUGAUUGGCUUUGGGUCAAACGGCUGUAAACGUGUUGGUGAGGGCUUGCCGUGGAUAACGCUUCGGAGCACUUGUUGAGCAGCGGGGGCCCCGAGGCAGACCGCCACGGGAGGGGGGGGUUCGUCCUCACCCGGUGCCUCCCUCUGUUCAGAAACAAAUUGCAAAUCCAGUAUCUCAUUAUUUCAGGAUGUUGUGAAGUGGACGGUUGGUGUUUUUUUUAAUGCUUAUGGUUGAUGACGUUUUGAACAGCGUUCAACUGCUUCGCUGUCGAUUUUUUUUCACUUUCAACAGAAUAGAGCAAAAAAAUGGGAGGAAAAAAAACAAUCGUCAUGGAUCUUUUUAUUUUUCAUGCAGAACCGCAAGACAGUACUACUGUAUGUAAUGUAAUUAUCUGACCUGGACAUUUAGAAAGCUCCUUUAUGAGUAAAGGAAAUGCAGAUGUGCAAGUUUUGGGAUUUGAAGAAAAGAAAACAUGAUUUUUUUUUUUGCACGCCGGUCUGUUUCGGGGCUCCAGUCCUCAUUCCGUGAAUCAAAGCUGAACCUUUUACUUAAAACCCCUCGGCGAUAAUCUGCAUCAAAGCUUUUGGUCGUUAUUUCCUUCAGAAAACGGAGCAUUGAAAGAGGGGGAAAAAAAGAAGAAAAAAAAAAACCUUAAAUGUGAAUUGACUACUUUGUUCAUAUUUGAACUUAUUUAUGAGAGUUUCUUAAAGACUUAAUUUUAAACUGUAUUCAUUGUUGAGGUGUUUGUUGUCAUUGUAAAUAGAUACAAAGCAUUCGACAAGUUAUGUUUUUUUUUUUAUUAUUAUGAAAUUUUAUAUUUUGUAUUUUUAGGAUACUAACUUAAUUUCUUAAUUUUUUCCGUGUCGCCAAGAUAUUUUGUACCAUUUAAGUCUAUCUACGGCCUUAAAUAUUCGUUCAGACGUUUUGGUGAAUUGACAAGAUUGUGCGGAAUAAAGAUUAAUGUUCAUUAGGUGCCGGUCUCUGAUGGUUUCUUUCACAGGAAGUGGAAUCCACGCUCAGACCACGCAGUGUUUCUUGUGUUUGAACCAAUCAAUCAAAUCUGAAAUUAAAAAUGUGUGGAAUCGCAGCAAUAAAGGGUUUAACUCGCAGCUGUGACCCAAAUGGUUCAGAACACAAACCAACGAAUCAAUUAGAA
This is a messenger RNA of Pungitius pungitius (ninespine stickleback), 4621 nucleotides long. RefSeq names its product rho GTPase-activating protein 26-like. The record is from RefSeq and is a predicted model, not a curated record. Gene Ontology annotation, cellular component: cytoplasm. The coding region runs from base 651 to 3029 and encodes 792 amino acids. Lineage: Eukaryota; Metazoa; Chordata; Actinopteri; Perciformes; Gasterosteidae. Gene Ontology annotation, molecular function: protein binding; GTPase activator activity. The transcript is spliced from 24 exons. Gene Ontology annotation, biological process: signal transduction.